AUGCUUAGAGUUCACGAUUUAAAUUUUUCAAGAUCUAUUAGAAUCACAUGGCUGCUAGAGGAGCUGGGAGUUCCUUAUGAAGUCGUUGAAUACAAAAGGGAUCCUAUAACUUUCAGGGCCCCGUCAGAUUUAAAAAAGAUCCACCCUUUAGGUAAGGCUCCUGUCAUUGAGGAUGAAGGCCUAAUUAUUGCAGAAUCUGGGGCUAUCAUUGAGUACCUACUAAAUAAAUAUGAUAAAGAUGGAAAACUUGCCCCAUUGGCCGACGACUCUGAGUAUGCCAAAUACUUGGAGUUCUUACAUUUUUCAGAAGGAACAGCAUUUCCUGCAUUGUUACCUCUUGUUUAUGAAAAGAAUGUAGGAGAAGACCUACCCCCAGGCAUCAAGAAAGUAUUCCAAACAGAGCUUGAUGCUAUUCUAGGCUACAUUUCCGAAAGAAUCCAAAAUCACAGAGGCUUCUUAUUAGAUCGUGGAUUCAGUGCUGUAGAUAUCAAUUUUGCAUUCGUUUUGCAGGCUGUAGGGAUGGCACAAAGCCUAGAAUCAUAUCCUAUAUUAUCUGAUUAUUUGAAAAGGGUCACGGACCGUCCAUGUUAUACGACUGCCCUCUCAAAACAACAAUGA
Kluyveromyces marxianus DMKU3-1042 is the source of this 618-nucleotide messenger RNA. RefSeq names its product glutathione S-transferase family protein. NCBI's taxonomy places the organism in Eukaryota, Fungi, Ascomycota, Saccharomycetes, Saccharomycetales, Saccharomycetaceae. The record is from RefSeq and is a predicted model, not a curated record. Bases 1 to 618 code for a protein of 205 amino acids. The transcript has a single exon.